AUGUUUUAAAAGAAACAUUUGAUUAGAUGUCUAGAAUUACUUUCUAAUUAUGCUAAUUUAUAUCAGAAUUAUGUUUCUUUAGAUUUGCCUAUAAAAAUUAAUGAAACAAAAGUGCCAAAAUCUAUUGAACGGACAGUUUUCACUAAUUUAAUGAAAUAGCUAAGUUUAAUUUUCCAAAUUAAGGUUGUUUUUUUGUUAAAUUAAAGAAGUUCAAAAGAUUUCUUCGAUUUCUAGCUAAUAAUUUCAUACAAUAAAUGUAAUAGUAAUCGAUAGUUUGUAAGCAUAAGAUAUUGGAAUGUAAAGCAAUCAGAGGGAGAGGCAAAAGAUGGUUUAAUAUUGCUAAUUUAGAGAUAGUUUCAAUUAUAAUCUAUAGAUAAUGAUGAGUAAAAUAUACAAUUAAUUUAGAUGAAUUACCCUA
Molecule: messenger RNA, 418 nt
Organism: Paramecium octaurelia
Lineage: Eukaryota; Ciliophora; Oligohymenophorea; Peniculida; Parameciidae
Source: the annotation of a GenBank genome assembly